Molecule: messenger RNA, 1360 nt
Organism: Portunus trituberculatus (swimming crab)
Lineage: Eukaryota; Metazoa; Arthropoda; Malacostraca; Decapoda; Portunidae
Product: phenoloxidase-activating factor 2-like
Exons: 4
Coding region: 148-1260 (370 amino acids)
Biological process (GO): proteolysis
Molecular function (GO): serine-type endopeptidase activity
Source: RefSeq, a predicted model, not a curated record
CUGGCAAGUCCGCGGGGGGCUGGGGGGUGAGGGCUGGCCUGUAUAUAUAGCCGCGUCUCCGGUAGUGGCGGCAGUUGGCUGGACGGCAGAGGUUCAGAAGGUGCCGCAUACAGUUCUCGUCUCAUCAGCUUUCUACCUGCUUUGAAGAUGCGACACCUGGCAGUCCUUGCCGCCCUCCUGGCCGUGGCCGCCGCUGGACCAAGGGAGCGCCGCCAGGCCAAUGGUGACUACCAAGUCUGCCGCGCCGGUGCCGGCGUGUGCGUGCCUUACUACCUGUGUAGCGAUGACACGGUGAUCACUGACGGCACUGGCAUCAUCGACAUCAGAACUGGAUCCGAGUGUGCCAACUUCCUGGACGUCUGCUGCACCAACCCAACAGGCCCCGUCACGCCCACGCCGAUCCCGCCCUUCGUCUCCACUUGCGGCACAAGGAACUACAAUGGCAUCGAUGUCAGGAUCCAAGGAUUCGAGGGCAACGAGACCCAGGUGGCUGAAUUCCCAUGGAUGACCGCCGUGCUGAAGAAGGAGGUCGUGUCGAGCGAGGAGAUCAACCUGUACUUGUGCGGCGGCUCGCUCAUCCAUCCGUCCAUCGUCCUGACGGCGGCUCACUGCGUCCACAACCACGCCGCCGGUGACCUUCGCGUCCGUCUGGGCGAGUGGGACACUCAGAACGAGUACGAGCCAUACAAACACCAGGACCGCGAUAUUGCCAGCGUUGUCAUCCACCCUGGCUUCAACCCCGGCAACCUGCACAACGACUACGCCCUGCUGUACCUCCAGACUCCCGCUGAGCUCAGCAGGAACGUGGACGUCAUCUGUCUGGACAAUGACCUCACCAUCCUCAACCCCCAACACGACUGCCUUGUCACUGGCUGGGGCAAGGACAGGUUCGGCAAGAAGGGAGUCUUCCAAAAUGUGCUGAAGAAGAUCGAACUCCCUUACGUUCUUCCUGGCCAGUGUCAGGAUGCGCUGCGCACCACCAGGCUCUCCAAGUUAUUUAUUCUGGACCCGUCCUUCCUCUGUGCUGGCGGAGAGGCUGGUAAGGACUCCUGCAGCGGCGACGGAGGUUCUCCUCUGGUGUGCCUGGACAGGACCAAGACCCAGUACGUGCAGGUUGGCAUUGUGGCGUGGGGCAUUGGCUGCGGCACCUCCAACAUCCCCGGCGUGUACGCUAACGUGUUAUACGGGUACAACUGGAUCGUCAAUGAGGCUGACAAGCUGCUUGCCGGCCCCGUGGUGGACUACUGGAAUUACCAGUGAUCUGGGCAGGCGUCUCCACGGCCACACGCUUGUUCCUUCUCAAAUCAAAUGUAAUAUAAAUUAUAAACUGCGAUAAUUAAAUUAAAUAAGAGACUUGUAA